Molecule: messenger RNA, 2369 nt
Organism: Chenopodium quinoa (quinoa)
Lineage: Eukaryota; Viridiplantae; Streptophyta; Magnoliopsida; Caryophyllales; Amaranthaceae
Product: DNA ligase 1-like
Exons: 2
Coding region: 132-2204 (690 amino acids)
Source: RefSeq, a predicted model, not a curated record
CAGGUGCAACCCCUGUAUCACUGCUACACACCCAAAAUAUAUAAAUAAACCAUUCUUACAAUACUAUUUUAGAAAUCUUUCAUCUUCUCUCUUAACUUUUCAUCGUUAAUCACAAGUCAAAAACGAAAGCCAUGAACACACUAGAAGCUCAAAAGGAAACUAACAUGGGCGAUGCAUCUGAAUUUGUUAUGGUCGAAAAAGAGGAACUGCCGUGCCAUAAAGAUACCAGUGUUGUAGAGAAAGAGAAGUUAAAAGAGUAUGAUGUGCCUAUACAUAGUGAAGUAGAAGAAACAGAGAAAGAGAAGUUGAAAGAGUAUGAUGUCCAUGUUGAAGCAGAAGAAACGGAGAAAAUGGAAAAGAGUGAUAAACGCGAACAAGAAGAAGAAGAAGAAAUAAAGAAUACAGUACAGGAGAAGAGUGCUGGUGAUCCACGUGAGUGGGAACGAGAAGAGGAAGUGAAGAGUGCUGAGAAGGAUGAUAAGAAAGGUAACGAAAGGAAAAUUAAGGAGCAACAGGAGCACCCGAUGACUGAAGAUCAAAAAGAAGAAUCAGUUCAGCAGCAGGUGAUUGAUAAUGAUAACAAUAAGAAAAGGAAAAAGAAGGAAGAUGAGGUUAAGGAUGGUUCUAAGGAUGGAAAACAGAAGGAGAAAGCAAAGGAAAAGAAAAAUAAGUCGGAGAAGAAAGUUGAAAAGAAGGAAAAGGCAGCCGAUAAUGAAGGUGACACAGCUGAAGAAUCAGAUGAAGAGUCGGAUAAGAAAAAAGACAACAAAGGAGACAAGAAGAAGGAGAAGAAAGACAAGAGUGUAGAGGUAGAGUCUGAAGAUGGAAAAGUGAACAAAAAAGACGACAAGGACAAGAAGAAAAAAAAGAAAGAUGAAGAAAAGGAUGGGAAGAACAAGAAUGAGCAGGAUGGAAAAGUAAAGGAAAAAUCAGAAGAGAAGAAGGAGAAAGAAUUGAAGAAGAAACAAAAAGAUGAGAAGUCUGAAGUUGAAGGUGAAAAAAAGGAGAAGAAGGAUGUAGUUGUAGGGUCUGAGAAGAAUGAACCUAAGAAAGAUAAGAAAGUCAAGAAAGAGAAAGCAGAGGAAUCAGAGGAAGAACUAGCAAAGGAUAAAGACAAGAAAGGAGACAAGAAGAAUAAAAAGGUUGAUAAAAAGCAUGUAGAUGAAGAUGAGGUGAAGGUAGAGUCUGGACAUGAAAAAGAGAAAGAAAAGGACAAGAAGAAUGGGAAGAAGAAUAAGGAUGAUGAUAAAGGUAAGAAAGAGAAGAAAAUAAAAGAAGGUCGCGAGGAAGGAUCUACGGAGGAAGAAGGGAAGGACAAAAAGAAGGAAAAGAAAGAUAAGAAGCACAAAGGCAAAGACAGUGAAGGGGAGAAUAAGGGUGAGGUAGACUCAGAGGAGGAUGAAGUGAAAAAAGAUAAGAAAGGAAAGAUAAAGAAGAAAUCUGAGUCUGAGAAAACUAGAGAGUGUGCAGAAGUAGGAGAGGAGCAGGACAAAAAGGAAGAAAAGAAGGAGAAGAAGAAAGACAAGACAAAGCAUAAGUCUGGGGAUGAUUCAGAGAGAGAAUCUGAAGCGGAAGGGAAAAAAGAAAAAUCAGAAGGAAAAGUGAAAAAGAAGAAAGAUAAGAAACUGAAGGAUGAAUCUCAUGUAGAAGAUGACUCAUCAGAAGAAACUGAGAAAAAGAAGCAAAAAAAGAAAGAUAAGAAAAAACCGAAGGAUGAUGAUAAGAAGUGCAAGGAUGAAAUUGCUUCAAGGGAGAUAAUUAGUGAUAAAGAUUCAGAAGAUAUUGAUGAGGAGCAGCAGAAGAAAAUUAAAAAGAAAGAGAAGGUAAAGAGUAAAAAAGAUGAGGGAGAUGAUAAGGUCAAGGAUCUUGUGAAGCUAAAGAAAAAGCUAGGAAAGGUUGAGGGAAAGAUAGAAGCGCUUCUUAUUGAAAAGGCCAACCUCGUGAGUCAAAUUAAAGAGGCGGAGGAUAAGAGUCGUGCAUUUCUCGACACAGUCAAAGAAAUACAGGGUGUUACUUCCACAGUUCAAACAGGGAAAAUGAAGGAGGUGGCAACAAAUAGCAAUGAUCAUACAAACAAACAUGAAGAUGCAGUUGUACUUGUAGCUAAGGAUGUAAGGAUUGAGAAGGUAGAGAAUGAGCACUUUGUCAUUCCUGAGAAGUGUAAAGAUGUAGCCAUUCAAGAAGUUAAAACUCAAGCACCAUAGGAUUUUAUUCGGAUUGCUUGGAAAGAAGAUGAAGAUGGUUGGUGAGACACUUGUAUUCUAUGUCGUUUUUGUUUUAUGUAUACUGUGAGUUUACUUUGUGUGAAAACAAUUUCUAAGAAUGUAUGAAAUGAAUAAAGUAAAUUUUGGAUCAGAUGAUUUCCUUUA